Schistocerca americana (American grasshopper) is the source of this 699-nucleotide messenger RNA. Its product is annotated as SR-related and CTD-associated factor 4-like. NCBI's taxonomy places the organism in Eukaryota, Metazoa, Arthropoda, Insecta, Orthoptera, Acrididae. The coding region runs from base 1 to 699 and encodes 232 amino acids. The record is from RefSeq and is a predicted model, not a curated record. The transcript is spliced from 3 exons.
AUGGAUAUUCAUGUUCUUCAAAGCCAGCCCGCCCAGAAGGUCGCCUUUAAAGACUCUUUUAUGGUUCGUGUGGGUAAUAAACUUGUUCGCAAUAAGCCACCCACCCAGCCCUCUGCUAUGCGACCCAAGCAUUUGGUCCGCGGCGGGUUCCAGCCGCGCCUUCCGACUUCGCUGCCGCCCUCAGGGCAGCUGCAGCAGCCGUCGCCGCUACCACGCCGACAGCCCGUCCCGUUGAUGCCUCCCGCGCAGCUUCAUCCUGGAGCGCCCCAGGUGGUCACUCCGGCGCCUGCGGUCCCUCUUCCGUCGACACCGCCUUCGGAGCUGAUGGACGUCGACCCCUCAGCCGGGCCGCCUUCCCAAGCGGUGGCUGUGCAGCCUGUCGUGCAGCCGCUUUCCUUGGGCACCCCCAAGGAGUCUGACACCGCAGCGCCUUGUCCGGCGCCCACUCAGCAGCCGUCGACGCAGCGUCAGGAGACGCUGCCUCUCUUCGUGGGUCCCGACGCCCCGUCGCGUCCAGUACCAGAAGCUGCGCCCGUGGUCACAGAGUGCGGAGCAGACAGGUCGCAGAACGCCCCAAGGCUGCGGAAGGCGCGCUGGCUGCGGACGCGGGCGCGCAGCUUCUGCUUGGCUCGCAGGCGGAGCGAGAACUCAGCGAGGAAGACGGCGGCAGCGUGCCACGGCGCGGCCUUCCGCUAUUGA